AUGAAGACUGCCAUCCCAGCGCCGGUCGCCGGGACCGGGGGUGACGCCGGUGAUUCCGGCCCGGUCCGGCGGGCUCAACGGCUGUCCCCGGCUGCAAGAGCUGCUUUACCCCGCCCAGGGAAACCCCGAAGCAUCGAGGAACGCGUCAAGCAUAUCUUGCAUUACACACCCUUGAUCGAUGGCCACAAUGAUCUCGCCAUUCAGAUCAGGGCACGUUACAACAACCACAUCUACGACGAGACCUUCUCCAAGCCCUUCGCCGAGGGCGGCAUGCCCGCGCAUGUCGACCUGCCCCGUCUCAAGGCCGGCAUGAACGGCGGCGCCUUCUGGAGCGUCUUCUGGCCGUGUCCCGAAAACGGAACCGAUUAUUCGGACGAGAACUACCGCUCUAUCGUGCAAGACACAUUCCAACAAAUCGACCUCCUCUCUCGGCUGCGCGCCGCCUACCCCUCCGUCUUCUCCCCGCCGACCCUCACCCGCCAUGCCGCGCUCUGGCACUUCCACCGCCACGGCCAGCUGAUCUCGCCGCUGGGCAUCGAGGGCUUGCACCAAAUCGGUAACUCGGCCGCCGUGCUCCGCCAGUUCCACGCCCUCGGCGUCCGCUAUGCCACGCUCACCCACAACUGCGGCAACCGCUUCGCCGACGCCGCGCUGUGGGAGCGACCCCUGCGCAAAGCGCCGCCCGUGUGGGGCGGGGUUAGCCCCGAGGGACGGAGGCUGAUCCGGGAGAUGAAUCGCCUGGGCAUGAUUGUCGAUUUGGCGCAUACCAGUGUCGAUACCAUGCUAGAUGUGCUGGGUGCGAGGAAGGAUGUUGACGAUGGGUGGGAGGGGAGCAGGGCGCCGGUCAUCUUCAGUCACUCGAGCGCGUACGCGGUGUGUCCGCACCCCAGGAACGUGCCGGAUCAGGUGCUGGACCUGGUCCGCGAAAAGGGCGGGUUGGUCAUGGUGAAUUUCAGCCCGGACUUUGUGUCGUGCGUGGGAGCGCCCGACAGGGAGGAUGGGCUGCCGGAUUUCUAUCCCAAGAAUGCGACGCUGCAGCAGGUGGUGAGGCAUAUUCUGCAUAUUGGGAAGAGGAUCGGGUUUGAGCAUGUUGGUUUGGGGAGUGAUUUCGAUGGGAUUGAGAAGACGCCCGAAGGGCUCGAGGAUGUCUCCAAGUUUCCGGCUUUGGUGGCCGAGCUGCUGAGACAGGGAGUGAGCGAUGCGGAUGCCGCUAAGGUGGUUGGCGGGAACCUGCUCCGUGUCUGGGCCGAGGUGGAUGCCGUUGCUGAGAAGCUGCAGAAGGCGGGCGAGCCGGUGUUGGAAGAUGAGCUGCCUGGGCUCUUCUCGACCGGAUCUCACGCCGUGCCGGACGAGCUUUGA
Chaetomium strumarium is the source of this 1359-nucleotide messenger RNA. Its product is annotated as renal dipeptidase family. The transcript is spliced from 4 exons. Gene Ontology annotation, molecular function: metallodipeptidase activity. The record is from RefSeq and is a predicted model, not a curated record. The coding region runs from base 1 to 1359 and encodes 452 amino acids. Gene Ontology annotation, biological process: proteolysis. Lineage: Eukaryota; Fungi; Ascomycota; Sordariomycetes; Sordariales; Chaetomiaceae.